AUGACAAAUUCGAGCAAAAAAAGAAACACGGCAAAAAUGAAUAAUAAAGCAUUUUUCUUUCUUCUCUUCUCCCUCGUCGUCCUCCCUCUUUGCUCGUUUACGGUGGUGCGUGUUGGGGGCUGGAGUCCCAUCAGCGAUGCUAAGGACCCUCAUGUCGUAGAGAUCGGCGUAUUCGCCGUCUCCGAGUACGAUAAACAGAGCAAGUCAGGACUCAAGUUCGUGACAGUUGUUAGCGGCGAGUCUCAGGUAGCCGCAGGUACUAAUUACCGGCUUAUUGUGACGGUGGAUGGCAGCAUAGGAGUUGCUGGCGCUGGUGUGAGCAAGAAGUACGAGGCGAUUUUUCAUGUUGUUACGGUUAAGAAAGAGUGUGGUGCAGAUUGCAGACGAAGAUAUGAUAGUAUAUUGACACAUCCGCUAAAUAUGCCGGCUAAUCUGCUAUAUAGAUUAUGGGGUCACGAGACUGUUGAGAGAUGGUAUCACUAAAUUGAAUUAUUGGAUAUCAUUUUUAUAAAAAAAAAUAGAAGGUGACACAAGCGAACAUGUGAGGGGAAGUGUUGAAGGCGUAAAGCGAACAUGUCAUUUGUCUUUUGGUCCACUUUGUAGGUCAAUUAAUGUGAGCAGUAUUUUUUUUCUUGCUAAGAUAAUGUGACCAGUAUUUAAAUUAAUCAACUACCAGCUUGUCCAAAAAAAAAAAUCACGAUAUCAAAUAUUUAACUAUUGAGAGUUGAUUAUAUAUAUUUUCUCUCAUAACUCCAUAUGUUAAAUUAUAUUUGAUUGCUAUAACAAAUAUCACGAGAAACUUGCACCCAAAAAAAAAAUCACGAGAAACUGUUAGAAUAUAUAUGUUAUAAAUUACAUGAAAAAAAUAAGAUUUCACAUGGUUGUUUAUACUAAAGGGAUGACGUAUUAUAAAUCGGCAUGGUUGUUUAUACUACAAGAGAUGAAAUAUAAGCUAAAGAAUACAAAUUGAUUUCUAAGCAUGUUAAAAAAAUCUAGGUCAGUUUUGAAGGUCAAACAAGUCGUUGGAUCCUCGAUCAUCUUCAGUAUAUCAGCACAAUUCGUCUUAAAUCUUAUUGAAUACAUCAUUCUUUCGCUCAGGCUGCUCACGGCCAACAUAAGUUCUUCCAGUUCUGUGUGAAGUGUCGAUAGAUUCGGUUGCAUCCUCGGGUCUUUGGCAUGUGAAAUCCAUGUUACUGUUUAUAAACCAUCCCAAUCUAUUAACUAGUCCAUGAUUAAUCUUAAAAGCAUCGACGUAAAAAUACGGACAGAAUAGGUCACACGGGAUAUUCUCAUGUCGCUGUGAUGGGGUGGGGUCGCUACCUCUUCUUCACAAUUUUUAUUGGUUUGCCUUCUUCCAACUACCUACUCUAUGGGCACAAGUUGGAGAGUGCCCAUUGGUGAUAUCUUUUUGUUUUUUUUUUUUGUCAAUGGUGAUAUCUUUUUGUUAUUGAAAAGUUUUCAUAUAUACCAAAAUGAUUUAUGCUUGUUCCAUUGGUACCCAUUAUAAUUUAUAUAAAAAACUAAAAUUCAUGUUUUGUCGUGGUAAAAUAGAAUUCUUUUUUUUUUCGUUUAUGCAGUAACGUACAUUAAAAGAUAGUUUAUUUAUUUGCUGACUAAAUUGUCAUUUAAUCAAAUCAAGAUUACAAAGUCGUAAACAAAACCAAAAAAAGAAAGAAAAUUGGGUGCAUUCUUUGCAUACAUUUUUAAAAUUUCAAAUCGCAUACCUCAUGCUCAUUGAUUCUAAUGCUGGUUUUGUGAAGGCAGUUUGAUACUAACUAGUCUAUAUCAAUGAAUUUGAUGAUAACAUAGCUUUUCCAUUGAUCUUGAUUUGAUCCGAACACCGCUUAUGUGAAAAUGAUUCUUCCUUAUGAAAUUGUAUUAUUCUCUCCAAAAACACAUUGUGGGUUCUUCUAAAUAUUCCAAUAAACAAAUUGCAGUCUUCUUCUACCAAUCUUGUAAAACUCAAUCGAUGAUGAUCACUCUGGAACAAUGGCUUUUUAGAAGUCAUUGUCGUUCGAGCAGAACAAUGUAACAAUGACAAAAACCCAGUGAUGCCUUUUUGUGUAAAUGAUCUGGUCUCCUUAGUGUAAAAGGCCAAAAUGUUUCUCCUAAGAAGUGGAAAGAAUUAUACAAAUACUCCAUCUUUCCAAAAGGCGCUGAAAUUUCUUCUUCCUAAUAUAAUGGUUAAUAAUAUUAAAAAAAAAUUGUGAUAAAAAAUCCAGAUGAUAUUUCCGUACGAUAGAUAGGAGAACAAACACCGGUUUGAAACAUGAAUUCAACAUAAUAACAAAAAUUGUCUGUUUGCAAAAAAAAAUAACAAAAAUUGUCGGACAUACCACUCUAUUAAAAGAUACAUAGUUAUAUCGAAGAUAUAUAAUGAAUAAGAAGAAACAAAAUCGUAAUAUAUCACCUAUAGAUGAAACACCAUCAAUGACAUGACAAUUGUUAUUGCCUUGAUUCUGAAUUGCAGUCAUUGAAACUUAUUAAACAGGAUCCAUGUGUGUUUUUAUAUAAACCACCACCAUCACAAUGAAGAUAUACAUAAAUCAGAGUCGAAACCCAAAUGGAACCAACAAAUUCUUCGGCAAACUAAACAGUGAAGUUAUUUUAACUCGAAUACUUAGUCACAUCAAAAUAGAGAAGAAUCGUCGCAAACACUUCAGGAAUUUAAAUGUGUAUGAAGUGUAUUUGAAAAAGUUGUAGUCAAAGUGAAAAUAGAAAGAGUACGACCGACACUGGAGUUGACGCUGUCAGGAAAAAAAAAUACAUAGGAGAAGUUGAAACCAAUCGCUUGAAGAAUUUCUUGCAUAGAAGAGUCCCGAAGCAAACCCAUGUGUAUUUUCUUUCCUAAACAGAGGAGACCUAGGAGCACCAGUAGACCCUGACAGGGUUCUUCCCGUUAGAAUUCUUAAUAUAUAUAUUAUAUAUAUAUAUAUGUAUUAUGUAUAUAUUAUAUAUGUGUAAAUAAUUGUGGGAUCCACAAUUAUUGUGGAACCCUAUAAAUAAAAGUUUUUAAGGAUUAUUAAAACUUUUUUUUAAGAACCCUUAGACCAUGAUUAACGGUGAAUCUUAAGGGGGUUCUUAGUGCAAAUUUGUAAUUAAAGAAAAAGAAAAAAAAGAAUUAAUCUUAGAAUCGAGUCUUAAUUAAGAAGGAGAAAAGCCGAGUCUUGGAGACACGUAUUAGAAGAGGAAAGCGUUGGGUGUUUCUCGCGAAGGAUGAAUUCGACGAUUCAUCUCUCAAUCUCUUCCUCGGUUGUUCCGUCGACGAUUCAUCACCAAACCUCGGCUGAUCUCCUCCGCGAUUCAGCACUCCGCAUCUGUCUCUCCUCCUCGCCGUCUCUACACGCCGCCUCUCUCUCUCCUCGAUGAACCAACAUUCUGCCUCUCUCUUUCCAUGAUCCAUCACCGCCUCUUUCUCUCUCCUCCUCGCCAUAUCUACACUCCACCUCUCUCUCUCUCCUCGACGAUCCAACACUCCGCCUCUCUCUCUCUCCACGAUCCAAACUCCACCUCUCUGUCUCGGUGGUUCUCUCGGUGGCUCUCCUCGAGGGGGAAUAACGGAGACCUCUAUCUCGGUGGCUCUUUACCAUCUGUCUCUCUCUCUCGGCGGCUCUGAUCGAGGAAGAGUCACUCCGCCUCAAAAGCUAAGUAUUUUUUUUAAUCCUUCAAUUCCUGCAUGCGUUAGAUUGAUUGAGUUGUUACAUGUUGUGUUCUGUUGAUUUGUGUCUCAAAUAAGUGAUCAAUUCUUUUUGUCGGGGUCGAAAGUUUUGGUCUUUUUUGAUAUGUUUGUAGCGUUGGUUUAUGUUUAUUGAUUUUGUCCGGUGAUUAAUCGAUUGAUUCUUUUUUAUAUGUUUCUGUGUUUUGUGUUAAGAUGAAUGGUCUCAAGCGAGUGGAUCAACAGACAAGAGCAAGGUUCUUCAAGCUAGAUGACUACAAUUCGCAAUAUAGGUACCACUUCUCUCUUUGAUUUUGAUUCUGGUCUGAAACGGGUGUGAGCGUUGCUUGUGUUAGAUAAGACUGAGAGAGUUAAUAAAUGGAUGUGAGUGUUAGGUAGAAAUGGAUGUUAGAUAACAGUUGUGUUUGGUAAUAAAUAUGGUUAUAGCAAUUGAUGUUAACUGUGAUUAAUGUUGUGUUAGAUAUAUGUCUACUCUGUUUGGUUGGGUGUGUUCAAUGCUAUGAUCAAUUGUGUUGAUUCUUCUUUUCUUUAUCUCUUCUUUAAAGCCGGCCUCUUCUUCUCUCCUUUCUACGAAACACAUUACUCUUAUCUAUCUAUCUUCUUAAUCCAUGUUCCUAUAUGGAUUCUCAUCCAUACAGCAAAAGCGCAAACUUUGUUGAACUGUUAAACAGUCAACAAGAAAAUGUGUUUGCUUUUUCACAAGAUAGUGUUGACCUUUCUGCAUCACAACUCCCCGGGUUUUGCUUUAAAGCGACUGAAGCUUCAAACUUAGUUCAAGAGACGGCUGCUCAGCGUAAAGAAAGGAGGAAGUGGACGCCGGUUGAUGAUGUUGUGUUGAUAAGCGCAUGGUUAAACACAAGCAAGGACCCUGUCAUAGGGAAUGAGCAAAGGUGUGGUACCUUCUGGAAAAGGAUUGCAACCUACUUUGCUGCAAGUCCUAAGGUUGCUGGCACUGAACAAGGAGAGUGGAGCCACUGUAAGCAACGCCGGCAGAAGAUAAACUACCUUGUCAACAAGUUCUGUGGGGCGUUUGAGGCUGCAAGCAGAGAGAAGAGUUUCAGUCAGAAUGAGAAUGAUGUCCUAAAAUUAGCUCACGAGAUCUUCUACAACAACCACAAGAAAAAAAUCAACUUGGAACAUGCUUGGAUAGAGCUAUACAAUGAUCAGAAGUGGUGUGAGCUUUCAUCUUCUAAAACUCAAGGAAGCGCUAAGAGGAGGAAGUGUGAUGACGGUGCCCAAUCAUCAAGCUCUCACAUGAAUGAAACCACCACUGCUGAAGAUGAUCAAGAAAGAAAUCGACCACCGGGUGUUAAAGCAGCGAAGGGCCACGAUAAGAAGAAGAUGGCAGAGAGGAAGGCAUUGUCUGAGUUUCAGGAUAUGUGGAGCAUAAAAAAGGAGGAUAUGGCUAUGAAAGAAAGACUGUCCAAGAUGAAGCCGCUGGACAGUUUACUUGCAAAACAGGUUCCACUAGCUGAGUAUGAAGAGGCUCUGAAGAAGAAGCUCAUAAAUGAGUUGUUGCUUAAUUAGUUUAAGCUCUGGAGAAGAAGAAUCUCUGAGUUGUUAUUUAAUUAGCUAAAUCUCUGAUUUGUUGUCUAAGUUGUUGUUUCUGUUGUAGUAGAAUUAGUUAAAGCUUUGACGUGUUGUCUAAGUUUAAGUUUAUGAUGUUGUUAAGGUUGUUAUCUACUAUGUUUCUUGUUCUCAACAAGUCUGUGUUCCUUUU
Molecule: messenger RNA, 5396 nt
Organism: Brassica napus (rape)
Lineage: Eukaryota; Viridiplantae; Streptophyta; Magnoliopsida; Brassicales; Brassicaceae
Product: cysteine proteinase inhibitor 5-like
Exons: 2
Coding region: 1-483 (160 amino acids)
Molecular function (GO): cysteine-type endopeptidase inhibitor activity
Source: RefSeq, a predicted model, not a curated record